Dinoponera quadriceps is the source of this 6023-nucleotide messenger RNA. It is a transcript of the gene tay, whose product is annotated as fibrosin-1-like protein. The transcript has 16 exons. Bases 974 to 4675 code for a protein of 1233 amino acids. The record is from RefSeq and is a predicted model, not a curated record. NCBI's taxonomy places the organism in Eukaryota, Metazoa, Arthropoda, Insecta, Hymenoptera, Formicidae.
GGCAACCGUGCGUUCGAUCCGCCAUUCCAAACAAUCGGUGCGCUACGUGCCCUCCUCCUCCGUGCAGCAGGGUGCAUCUGGUCGCGGCAGGUCGCGGAGGCACCGCCGUGCUGCGACGACGACGAUAGGCGUCGCGCUGCGCUGCGGACGGACAGAGCGACGGACUACGCGCGGCGACGCGCUGGCCGUAAGGCGGUGCGCGAGAGUCGACGUGACGUCGCGACGAAGGCGAGUCGCCGGUUCGCGCUGCUAGAAGAAGGAAGAAGCGAUAGGAUGAUUACUACUGCCACUACCAUCGCUGCUGUCGGAAGGAAACGUAUGGUCGGUCCCGGCGCACUACGCUGCCCCGUUGUUCACGCGUGAUCGUAGCCAGGAGCCUGUUGUACAGUGUGGAUGAUAAUAGUGUGCCGUUCGUUGACGCGAGUGUGUCUACCGCUUUCGCUCGCCCUCUAUCUCUCUACGGUUGAGCGUGCGCCCGUCUAAUUCGCCCGUGAGUGCUCGGUGUCUGUCCGUCUGUCCGUGUUUCUCGCGUGUCUCCUCGCUACGGACACUCUCCUCUUCCUCGACCACCGAUCGAUGUGCCGUCGUACUCUUGUGGCAAUAUCGCAUCGCGUUGCGAGAGGAUUGCGGCGAACGCAGGAGAAAAGGAACAUACGUGUGCGUGCACACAUAGACGCGUGCCGACGGCAACGUCUCGCGUAUCCCGAGGCACUCUCCUCUCUGCCCUCUCCCUGCCGUUUCUCUACCUACCCGCCCUACCUCCCAUGCCCUUCGUCUCUCUCCCUUUCUUUCCUUCUUCUUCCCUUCCCUCUGUCCCAGGACGAUCGGUGGGUACGACCAUAGAAUGCACGACGACACCGGCGCGGUCGUCGUAGCCAUCGUACUCCCUACGCCGAGGCGAUCGACAGAGUGAGAAGGAUACAAAGAGCGUGGUGUGGGCUUCUCGUUCAGUGCGAGGUAGCCGUGUGAGAAUAUGGAGAUCGAAGCGAAGCAACGUAGCAGCCAGAAGAACCGACGACGGGAGCGGGCGCAGCGUAUGCUGGCGCAAAGGGAGAGUCUGGCGACCGCGAAGCAGCAGCAACAGUCGCAGCAGUCGCGGCAGCGUCCGAACGACGAGGAGGACAGCGGCGAGGACGAGGACCCCGCCGGCGGCGGCCUCGGUCUCGCCAAGACCGGUCAUCCGCGAGACGGCCACCACUCGAGACCGCCCAGGCCACCGCGACCCCCGAGGCCCCGCAAGAAGUCUUCCCUCGCGGCCGCCAACCAGAAGGAGCCUCUCUUCGAGGAGGAAAUUAUCGACGGGUUCGCCAUGCUCGCCUUCCGCACCUACGAGGAACUCGAGAGUGCAAUAAAGUUAGCCGGUAAAAAUAAGAAACUGCACACAUUGCUGUCAAUAGUGGAGGAGAAACCGAAGGUGGACACGGGGCAGAACAAUAGGCACAACGAGCACCACAUCAAAAAUAAUUUCAAGCACAACCAUUACACGCAUAAUUCCAUACUGACACCUUCGACGCUAAACCAGGGCCUAGAUGCAGGUACAAGCGACGAUAGUGGCAGAGCGUCUGAACAAUUGCAUGGCCCUGGUAUACCUAGGGAUAGCCAGGACGCAGACAGUUCCAGGGACCAUCUCAGCGAUGCUAGCAGUCAUUGCAGUUCGGGUAAAGGUUAUAUCUGUGAUAGUGAAGGAGAAGACGAUAAGGGCUCGGAUGCCGAAUCGAUACUCUUUGAAUCUUCUACCCCACCACCUCUACGUAAAUACGAGUUGCCGUCUUCUUCGCCACACGUUUUGCCACCAAACGGGGCAGGCGGAUCUCCACCGGACACGGGUGGGCAAAUUUCUAACCCAGCAACGGAUGCUCCGGCACCUAUACCACCUCCUGUAUCUGCGUCCGCACCAGUUCCAACAGCGCCGAGUCCUCCUAGCCCCACGUUGCCUCCACACAUAUCCCAACCACCUAUGACUAGUCCCUUGGCAGCGAACCCACGUGCAAUAGCUCCGCAGCAGCGGCCAGCUUCCCCCGCUCUGCCACCGCCCUCCUUGUCCCAGCAGCCGCACACCACGAUACCUGCGUUGCAUCCACCUAAUGUGCCCCUCGUCUCGUCGAGUCAUACAACUAGUCCAGCGGUAGCCAGUCUAGGUGUCACUCCGGCAGCACCAUCGAACGGAGCAGCUACCACGAGUUAUCCGCCACCCAUUCCCAUCGCCGCGUAUCCGCAAACACAGCCGUCGUAUCCGCCGCUCUACACUCCCUACACCGCUCUGAAUCACAGCCCGUACCUGCCGCCCGCGGUACCAUCCCCUUCACAUUCUGCUUCGUCGCGCGCGGACGUGAGAGGAAGCAGAGCUUCUCCCUGUACCAAUAUAAGCAAACAGACCAUAGGGAGUAAUCUCGCCGGUCACAACAAUACUCCGCUGAGCGCCGCCACCACGACAUGUGUGUCCACCAUAACUAACACAGUUACCACGGCGAAUUCAAUCGCUCAUCGAGACAUGGUGGCCUGCAGCCUGUCCGGACGGAACAACAACUCGCCGCGUGGACACAGCCCCAGUCGGGAGAGAGACAGUUACAGCAGCAACGUGAGCAGCCUGAGUCGGGGCAGCAUAACGCCUGUUAGUGUGCCAAACACUUCCUCUCCAGCCAAUUCUAGUCUACCUGCGUAUACCAAGCCACAAGGUUGGAUUAGCAGCAACACAGCUUCCCAGUUAUCCCCGGCGACAGCCACGUCAGUUCCGAGGCCGACUCCGCCACCGGUGCCGCUCAACAUACACUCGUUCCCGCCGCCGAUGUUCGCUGCGCCGUUACCGCCGCCCGUGUCCAGUUCAAGUCCGCACACGACAACACUGCCUUCGCUUCCGCCACCGACGACCAAUCCCAAUCCGUUCUCCGCGGAAUCGCUUUUCCAGACAAAAGGGGUGACGCAUGUUGCAGGUCAGGCGGAUAUUCUCAGGAGAGAGCUCGACAGCAGAUUCUUGGCGUCCCAGGACAGAAAUGUCGGUAAUCUGGGCCCGCCGGCGUAUCUUCGCACCGAGAUGCACCAUCAUCAGCAUCAGCACACGCACGUGCAUCAGCAUACGACGCCGUUGUUGCCGGCGGCUGCUGCGACCUCGCUCUUUCCACCCCCGAUUUUUAAGGACAUGCCGAAGCUAGGGGGAGUUGAGUCGCAAUUUUUUCGUGCGAACUUGAACCUCUCCGGUUAUUCGGGUUUCAACACUGGUCUUCUCCAUCCCGGAAUUCCGCCAUCGACACCCUUCGUGCAACCCAAUCAUUUAGCUACUUUUCCGCCAAAGAAAACCGGAAAAUGGAAUGCGAUGCACGUGCGCAUCGCGUGGGAGAUCUAUCAUCAUCAACAGAAACAACAGGCUGAGGCUAAGGCAGGAAGUGUCGUUAGUACCAAAACAGAGUUAUUAAGACCACCGGGCCAUCUUUACCCAGGAGGACCAGGCGGUGGUCUUGGGCUUGGUGCACCACCAAUGGCACCUCCCUUCCCCACUAACAUGCCACCUGCCCAUCCUGCACCACCUCCACCUCAUCCUGUCGGUUUUCUGUCUACACCAGCUUCACAUUUAGGUAAUAGAGGAACGGGAAUAUCGCCGUUCGCGAGGUAUUCCUCGGCAACGUUCGGCGCGCCAAAUCCCAAUUUCCCAAGUCUUUCCACUUUCCCGCCGAGGGAAAUGCCACCUCUGGGUGGACUCGGCGCAGUUCACGAUCCGUGGCGAGGGCUGCAACGGGCCACCACCGGAUUCCCUCCACCGACCACUGUUUCGUGGGGCCUGAAACCGGAGCCUCCCGCGAUAGACAGGCGCGCCGAGCUGGAGGAGCGGGAGCGCGAGCGCGAGAGAGAGCGCGAGCGAGAGCGCGAGCGUGAACGGGAGCGCGAACGCAUCAGACGCGAACGCGAACGGGAGAGAGAGGAGCAACGCGAGAGGGAGAGGCGGGAGCGCGAGAAGGAGGAGAAGAGGAAACAGCAGGAGGCCGCCGAACGGGAACGAGAGAGGCGGGACAAGGAGCGCCGCGAGAUGGAGAGACGCGAGAUGGAACGCGAGAGGCUGCUCCACCAAAACCGACAGCUCGUGCCGCGAGAACGCUCGCCGCUCAGGAACGGCUCGGCCCCUCUGGACACCGGAGAGGUGCGCGUGAAGGAGGAGCCGCGCAGCAAAGACGACGAAGUUGUGAUGCUUCCGAGGCCACCGGCGGGUCCGAAUCCACUGCCCGAUCCGAGAUACCAUCAUCCGCACGCGCAUGCCUAUCUUACCAGGCAUCCGCACGGUAUGCCGGCAUCGCACUCCAUGCCGCGCAGCAUGCUGCCCAGCUUGAGCGCCCACGCGAUGCAACACUUCCCGCCGCCGUCCGCGCCCGCUGGCCAGCCGGGACCACCUUGGCCGGGCGACCCCUUCCGAGAUUACCGGUACGACCCGCUGCAGCAGUUACGGUACAACCCGCUGAUGGCGGCGUUCCGCGCGGAGGAGGAGGAAAGGGCGAAGCUCUACGCCGCCGGCUAUCCCCCCGCGCCCGUCAACUCGCUCAGGAGUAAGGACCCCAGCCCGGGUCCUCUCAGCAACCUGCAUAUGCACCACAGAGCGGGGCCUGGCCCUGGAGUGCCGGCGCGUCAGCUGGAGAACGCCCUCAUGCACGCGGACAUUCACAAGAAAGAGGACGCUUCGCAGUCCCGAUGAUACAUCCUACCCGCGUCCUCGGCGAGCGAACGCACCGACGGACCGACAUUCUGAGCACCAUCCUCCUCAUCUUAUCCACCCCGGUAACGCUCAGAACCCGGUGCUGAUAUUUUGCUAACAGAGAAGAAGCGUUAUUUCAAAGAAGAAAUUUGUAUAUAGAUAUUAUAUAAUAUUUAUAGUUAUCGAGGAUUAAAAAAAAAACAAAACGCGUAGGACUUCUACGAGAAACGUGUGUAACGAAGAUGCCUUGAUUAAACGAUGCCGGUAUUCCCAUCGAUGCCGCCGGCGGUUUAUUAACGACAACGGGUUCACGAAAUAACUACGGAGGCAUCGCUGACGAUGUGUCACAGAUAAUAACGCUGAGGAUUAUGUGAUUUUCUGCAGUUUCGGUGAUCUGACUGUCUAUAGUGGUAACGCACUCUAAUUAUUACGAUAAUAUAACUAUGCGUAUAGUUUAAAGAAACAAAAAAAGAAAGGUAUCGUGUGUAAUAUUAAUAGGUAUUGUAGAAUGCGAGGUGAGAUGGCUAAGACGCGCAACACAGGAGAAAAAAAAACAAAUCCAAGUUAGGUAAAAAAAAAAAGUUAAGUGGAUCUCUAACAUAUUCGAAAAUUUAUUUAAUUAUUUAUUUAUUGCGACGUGAAUGAACUUGAAUCUCUACUGCGGGCGUAUGAGAGCUGUCGUAAAAAAAGUCGCUCUAAUUUAAUUGAUGUAAUAUAAAAAGAAUCGCAUGUAAAAAAAACAUUCACUUAGAUUUUAAUUUGUAUAUUAGAUACUAUAGAAAAAAAGAGGAGGGAGGGAGGGAGGGGGAGAGAGAGGACAUACGUGAAAAGUGGCUUUCGGCAGCACAUGCUUCUUUCAUUUGCAUGCUGACUUUUACAGCAGCACUCCGGUGCUUUCCUGUGAUAUAUAUAAAAAGAAAAGAAAAAAAGAAGAAAUUGAUUCAGGAGUAGGCGGACUAAUUAAUUUCGUAUCCCGCGUAAAAUCACGACAGAGUUCAUAGGUGCAAGUAAAGAAAUCAAACUAUCCCCGAAAAGAAAAGAAAAAAUGUGACGAUUAGAAUAUCCUCUUUCGGAACAGAAAAUACAGGAUGACGCUUAAUAUGACAGCAGUUUGUCCGUGCCAAAGUGCUUCAAUCAAAUUACUCCGUACAAUAUGCACAUGACAGCUUUAACAUUGGCCUGGAGCCACUUGAAUUUUCCAAUUAUGCACGCUCAUUGUGUUUAUUAUAUAUUCGCGCGGCAUUCAUAUUUACGAUGACUGUCGAUUGUUCGAGGGAACAGGAACGAUAUUCAGAUGGAACGACAUUGUAAUGUAGAAUAACAUAUAGACUAUAUGAGAUAUCGUUGC